Molecule: messenger RNA, 4605 nt
Organism: Astyanax mexicanus (Mexican tetra)
Lineage: Eukaryota; Metazoa; Chordata; Actinopteri; Characiformes; Acestrorhamphidae
Gene: wdr73
Product: WD repeat domain 73
Exons: 9
Coding region: 21-1196 (391 amino acids)
Biological process (GO): cytoplasmic microtubule organization
Cellular component (GO): spindle pole; cytosol
Molecular function (GO): protein binding
Source: RefSeq, a predicted model, not a curated record
UGGCAGAGAUCAGCUGUGUGAUGAUCAGAUGGAGAGGAGAAGAAGUGGUGUUUGAAAGUAUGGAUCAGUGCAGUGAUGAAGCUGAAGACUGGUUUAUGGACUCUCUACACAUGUACAAAGACCUACAUGUCUUUCAACUUGAGCACCCUACAAAAGUCAUUGAGUGGACAAGUGAAAAAAGUAUAUGUGUAGCAGGUUAUUCUUCACCCAAAAAUGAAAUAUUAGAGCUUCUCCUGCCCUUAAAGCUGUACGCCGGAGGUAAACAGGGCCUGUGUCCAGAGAGAGACUUUAAAGUAGAGCAUGGAGGAUUCUCAGAGGAGCCAGUUGAGUGUCUGAGACACAUCUUUGGAAAAAGGUGUCUUGUAUCUAGUGGACGUAAUAGUUCCAAACUUCAGGUUUGGGAUAUUGGAGGAGAUGAUACUGACAUCAUCAGGAGGACUGGAGUUUUAAACCUGAGCGACUCGUCCCCUAAAAGCAGAAAAAUAGCUUCAGGACUGACGGAGGAUCCUUCUGUUCUACACGGAUAUCAGAUCAGCAACGUCCAGCUGACUGAGCUGGCCUCGGGGAAAGUGAUUUACUCAAUAGGAUCUGACUCGGUGGAUGCAGUGAGUGGUCUGCAGUUUGUGAAUGCCAGUGCGUUUGUCGUGUGUGGAAAUAACGGCUCUCUGUACCUGGGAGACACGAGGGAUCCGAAGAUCGAGUGUUUCGCUCUUCAGGAGACUACGAGCAGAUCAGACUGGACUUUCGGAUUAAGAUCAGGCCAGCCUGAGUCGGACUCUUCCUCCUGCACUGUCGCAAGACUCUCCUCCUCUGGUCAGGUGUUCGUGUCUGAUCUGAGAAAAAUGAGCACUCCAGUCAGACGAGCUCAGAUUAAUGUGCAGCACGGUGAUGCCAGCAGUGAGUUUCUGACCGUGACGUGGGCUCCCGCUCUGGACAACGCUUUAGCCGUGUCAGGGUUCGAUGGAUCAGUUCUUGUCUUUGAUACAACAAGUUGGACCACAGAGUCACAGACCCCCGAGCCCAUAUUUGUACACCGUGGUCACAUCAUGUCCUGUGAGAUGGAGACUGAUGACAGCCCAGUUAUGGUCACUACUCAUGCGUGGCACCCUUGGCGACCAAGAACUCUUCUCUCAGCAGCUUCAGACGGAUCUAUGCAUGUCUGGGAUUGGGUGGACAAAAACAACGAGACGCUUUGAGCUGGCAUUUAAUAAAAUGUCAAAAUUGUAACUGAAACAUUCAGAAAAAAAGUCAGGUCCGAUAAAUACCCCUUUAUAGUUAGAAUUCUGUGACAUUUGCUUCUUUUAGUCUGCAUAUAUAUAUUUAUAUAUAUAUACCAAUCCAAAGUUUGGACGCACCUUCUCAUUCAAUGUAUUUCUCUUUCUAAUCUGAGGCUGGUAACUCUGAUGAACUUAUCCUGUGCAACAGAGGAAACUCUUGCUCUUCCUUUUUCUGGGCCGGCCCUGAUGAGAGUCACGUUUUGAUGGUCUAUGCUGCCACACAAAACCCUCAUUCAGCAAAAAUGUCAUAGAAGAAAAGAACAUUUUUUUUUAACUGUCAAUGGAGAUUUUAUUCCACAUAAAUUUUUUGUAUUUUUACAAAUAAAUGAAAGGUAAUGGAAAAUACAGCUCUUAUUUUAUAUACAUACACCUAACCAACACUUCUAUGGUAUUUGGUAUAUGGUAUUUGAGCCAGCUUUUAGCUAAAUUGCUGUAUGUGAUCAAUGAAUUAUCAUGAUAUUGUUAAUAACUGUUAGUAAUGGCACUAGCAACAUAUUCAAAUAUAUUACAGCAGGAACUGCUAUUUAGUCACAUACUGUAAAUAAGACAGUUUUAACUAAUUUAUAGUGUUGACUAAUUGUUAAUUUGUGCUAGGGACAGAAACACUCAGUUUACACUCAAACUGAAGUAACCAAACUAAACAGAUUACAUAUUUAUUCAAUAAAUAUCAGAACAUUUGUCAUUUAAAUGUCUUCUGGGCAUUUAUAGGGUGUUAUAAUCUUUGACUAAUUGAAAAAAUAAUCAUUAGUUGCAGCCCUACUUAAAAGUAAUGUGAUGAUCACCCCAGUCUCAUUUUCUUUACUGGCAUAUUAAGUUCGCAUAAUCUUAAAAAACUGACAGCAGGUCAUUUAAAAAAAAAAAGUAUUUAUUAUCUCUUUGAAUUCUUUACAAGCACGUCUUUGGCAUAUUAAUUGUAAACAUGCUUAAAAUUAAUCUUUAAAAAAUUGUGUUUAAAAUGAUUAAAAUGUGCACAUGAGCAGUCCAGUUAUUCUUCCUAAAAAUGUGAUGGCAGAGCAUAACCAGUUAUAUUACUGCUCUAUUAUGUUUUGAAUGAAAUAUACAGUAUAUUGGCAAGAGUAUUCACUUGUCUGCCUCUACAUGCGUAUGAACUUGAGUGACAUCCCAUUCUUUAUCCAUAGGGUUUAAUAUGCUAUUUUCCCACUUGUUACAGCUAAAACAGCUUUAACUCGUCUGAAAAGGUUUUCCACAAGGUUUAGGAGUGUGUGUAUGGUGAUUUUGACCACCAUACUUCCAAAAGCAUAUUUGUGAGAUCAGACACUGAUGUUGGAUGAGAAGACCUGGCUCACAGUCUCCACUCUAAUUCAUCCCAAAGCUGUUCUCUUGGUUUUCCCACACCGAACUUGCUCAUCCAUGUCUUUUUUUUUUUUUUUUUUUGCUCAUUCUUUGCUUUGUGCACUGGUUCACAGUCAUGUUGGAACAGGAAGGGGUCAUCCCCAAAACUGUUUCAGCAAUGUUGGGAGAAUAAAAUUGUCCAAAAUCUCUUGGUAUGCUGAGGCAUUAAGAGUCUCUUUUACUGAAAAACAACCCUACACAUAAUCCCCCCUCUACCAAAUUUUACAAUUGGCUUUUAGACAAUGGCCAAUUUCCUGGAAACCACCAUGCCCAGACUUGCCCAUUGGAUUGCAAGACAGAAAAGCAUGAUUCGUCACUCCAGAAAACACUUUUCCUCUGUUCUAGAGUCCAUCCGAUGCUUUGCAGUGCCUUUGGUGAUAUAAGGCUUGGGUGGAGCUGCUUGACCAUGGAAACCCAUUCCAUGAAACUCCAUUAUUCCAUUACACUCUGCUGCUCUUGAGCUGAUCUGAAAUCACUGAUUUGUGCUGUGAUGGGUGCUUAAACACUUGGUACUAUAUUUUCUCUCACAUCAGAUGUUUCAGGUCACUGAGAGAAAACUCCACAAAGGCUAUUUCCUCCAGCUCACUCUUAUCUCCACACUCCAUGAGGCAAGCAAAGCGUUCUGGUCCUCCACACUGCGUGAGAUCAGAGUACCCGCUGGGACCGUGAUGGAUGAUCCACGGUUGACUCCAGCCAGAGUCGCUGAAGGGAGAGCUGUUCAGAUACACUCCAAGAGCUUUCCUCGUCCUCCUGUUGGUUGGAUGAGAAUAAAUGAGCCAGGUUUUUGCAUUUGAUGUUGUGCAGUUCUUCUCUUCCUCUUUGGGGAGCUGAGCUGGAGUGAAACUCAACACACUGCCCUGGCAGCCAUGGUGGGGCUCUACCAGUUUCCGAGCAAAGUGAGGGCUAUGAAAAACAUCUCCACUGUUCUUACUGAUGGCCUCUAUUCUGUGGCCUUCACUGCUUCGUGCGUUGCAGUACAGAUAACUCCUAUUCUCCUGGUCGACGAUCUCGGCCAUUUCACACUCGCAAGAGCUCACGUCUACUCUUACACCCAUCUGCCACGUGCUUCCACAGUCAUCGCUGAAGAACGCCAAAGCGUGGGGCCGCACACGCAGCGGGAAAUGAAAAGGGAAGCAUCUGUAAUGAAUGUAAUAGACAUAAGCUGGAACAAUAAGUCUCCCACUCCUCAUCUGAACUCCGUGCCCAGGUCCCACAGCAAAUGUAGCCCACCUGCCGAUCUCGUCUCCGAUCACGCUUUCCGUCAAAUCUGUGGCUUUACUCCAGCUCUGUCCCUGGUCUUUGCUGGUCACGUAACACAAACGAGCUUUGUUCUUACCAGAGCAGAUCUGGUGUUGCUCAGUGGUGUUACCUAAUAUGCAGACGAAGAACAAAUAGAGGGUCUGAGAUUUCCUCUCGUAGACGGGGCAUGGAUUCAUAGUGCGAUGAUCCGGCAGGGAUGCUGUGGUGAGCUCUUGAGCAGGUGACCACUAAAAGAAAAAAAUAAAAUAAAUAAGCCUUUGGGAGCCUUUAUUUUUCUUAUUUUACCAAAUUGAAAAGCUCUAGAAUGUAAUCAAGAGGAAGUUGGAUGAUCACAAACCAUCAAACCAAACUGAACUGCUUGAAUUUUUGCACCAGGAGUAAAGGCAUAAAGUUAUCCAAGAGCAGUGUGUAAGACUGGUGGAGGAGAACAUGAUGCCAAGAUGCAUUAAAACUGUGAUUGAACUGUAAAAACCAGGGUUAUUCCACCACAUAUUGAUUUUUCUUUUACUUUUAAAACUUUAUGAAUGUUUUUUUUUUGUUUUUUGUUUUUUUGCAUUUUGAGGUCUGAAAGCUCUGCAUCUUUUUUGUUGUUGUUGUUAUUUCAGCUAUUUCUCAUUUUCUGCAAAUAAUCGCUCUAAAAAUGACAAUAUUUUUAUUUGGAAUUUGUGAGAAAUGUUGUCUGUAGUUUAUGUAAUAAAACAACAAAACUAAUCCA